UAAAUAUGAGCUGCAAAUGCUUUCCUCGUACUUUAGUUUACGAAUAUAGUAUUAUGAUGUCUCAAGAAACCCAAAACAUCUCCCAAAAGAAACACUGUGGUGCACAGUAGGAAGUCCUCCCAGCUGCCCAAGCCUAAAAGAGGUAUACUAAAGUCAGGCCAGAGCAAUUAAGAAUCUCCUAUUUGGAAGGGUUACUAUAGAUAAUGAGGCCAGUCGAGGGAUAAGUCCUGAAGUGUCACUAAAAUAUAGUAGUAAUAAUGAACAAAUUAAAUCAGAGCAAUCAGCUGGUAAGGGAGCCAGUGUCCAGUCGUUACAACUGGGUUCCUUUCUGAAGCCGGUUCCUGUGUAUCACUCCACAUCACAGCAGAACAAAAAUUGACCAAAAUCGCGUAAACACUCAACCCCUGUGAUGAUAUUCCAAGAAACUAAAUUUGAACCUAGGAAGAGUAGUUUUUACAAGAAAUUAGUUCCACAUCCGAAAAGAAAUACUGCUGCAGCACCUAUGAUUCAAGGCUUUCCCAUUGAUAUACUCCCAAAUGUCCCUACCAAGUUCAACUCUCCUAUACCAGCCUACAACACAGACGACUCAGCUACAAGCGGUUACUCCAGUUCUGUAAAUCCUUUUCCUUAAUCUUAAAUAUUACCUUAACUGCACCUCUAGCUUUCUAAUACCUCUAAAAAUCUC
Molecule: messenger RNA, 685 nt
Organism: Moneuplotes crassus
Lineage: Eukaryota; Ciliophora; Spirotrichea; Euplotida; Euplotidae
Source: the annotation of a GenBank genome assembly